Messenger RNA from Dermacentor albipictus, 755 nucleotides. RefSeq lists its product as uncharacterized. The record is from RefSeq and is a predicted model, not a curated record. Lineage: Eukaryota; Metazoa; Arthropoda; Arachnida; Ixodida; Ixodidae.
GAACAAUGGCCGUUUUGACCAAUAUGCUAUGCCUUGACAAGAAGGUCAGUAGUGGCUUGUGAGCGGGGUGUUCGCCAGCACUGCACAGAUGGUCUGCGGAACAAAACAUUCUUAAGGCCCCAAAAGCUGCAGACGAAUGAAAUAGCAAUGAAAUUCCUGCAUUACACGUAUUUUCUCACCUGCUUUUGUGCCGUGUUCUGGUUUGGCGAACCAAUUCAUGGUUUUGGAUUUAAAUCAAAACAAGGUAGAAUUUGGGAGACUGUAGAGAAACUUCUGCAGGGCAGAGGUGAACUCAUGAUAAGCCGCGGCACAUAUGGAAGAUCUGAUUAUCCUAUGUGUGUACGAUCACGCCCACUCGGAUAUUCAGCUGGUAAAAUUCAUCACAAUUUAAGCUACUACGAAAGAGAUAUAAAGGUCUCGCAGACACAUGGACAUAGACUAUAUCGAGGUGCUUUCUUUGAAUUACCGAAGACUACAAAGAGGAUAAUUAACAUAUAUGCAUACCUGGGUACUGGACAGGUAGAAAAUAAGAUAUCUGGAUGGUACAAGGUGUUGUACGCUAACAAAGUUUGUUUUAUUUUGGCAACAGAAGAACAAGCAAUGCCAGCGUGUUUGCUUUGGCGAAAAGUACGAGCUACACCACUUGAACGUUAUCCGUGCAGGAAAGCAUACAAAGAGAGGUGUAGACACUAUAAAGGACAUAGUCAUGUGUACAGCAAAGCAGAAUGUAUCACUAAAAACAAUUUGUAGGCCUG